Messenger RNA from Scomber scombrus (Atlantic mackerel), 1258 nucleotides. Its product is annotated as UDP-glucuronosyltransferase 3A1-like. The record is from RefSeq and is a predicted model, not a curated record. Gene Ontology annotation, molecular function: UDP-glycosyltransferase activity. NCBI's taxonomy places the organism in Eukaryota, Metazoa, Chordata, Actinopteri, Scombriformes, Scombridae. The transcript is spliced from 7 exons. Bases 1 to 1230 code for a protein of 409 amino acids.
AUGGGGCACUUGUCCUACCAGUGUGACAAGCUGUUAGGAGACAAGGAGAUGAUAACUUUCCUCCAGCGGGAACGCUACGACGUCGCUAUUCUUGAUGCUUUUAACCCCUGCUCCUUCAUCCUGGCACACAAACUUGGUGUCCAAUAUAUAGCUUUGUACCCUGGUACUCUGAAUGGUCCUCUGUCCAUCGCCCUCCCCAUUUCAGUGUCCUUCGUCCCAGUCUCCUGCUCCCAGCUGUCUGACCACAUGGACCUCUGGGGUCGUGCAAAGAACCUCUUUUAUUCACUUCUGGCUCCAAUCAGUCAGGAACUUUUAUGGUCGAUGUUUAGAGAUGUUGCUGAGCGCCACCUGGAGUCAGGCUCACCCCCUGGUGGUCUGGAUGAGUUACACCAACGAGCUGAACUGUGGGCCUUCAACAGCGACUUUUCUCUAGAGUUCCCUCAGCCUCUUAUGCCCUUCACUGUGCUGGUUGGGGGUCUUCUGAAUAAACCUGCAAAGCCUCUGGAUCAGGAUCUUGAAUCGUGGAUCUCCAGUUUUGGAGAGGCAGGUUUUAUUGUUGUGACCCUGGGAUCUAUGGUGUCCUCAGUCUCUGUGGACCCGCUGCUGGUAGAGUUGGUAGCUGGAUUCUCCAUGAUUACACAGGGGGUGAUCUGGAGGUAUGACCCUAAGCGAUGGCCACCUCACCUGGACAAACCCGCCAAUCUCAGGCUCCUGGACUGGCUCCCUCUCAAUGAUAUGUUGGGCCACAGAAAAGCAUGCCUCUUUAUUACCCACGGUGGACAGAACAGUCUUCUUCAGGCAGUGUACCACGCUGUUCCAGUGCUGGGAAUCCCUCUGUUUGGAGACCAGUUUGAUAAUGUGGUGAGGGCUGAAGCAAAGGGGCUAGGCCUCACCAUCAACCCCAAACAAAUAAGCAGGGGACUGCUCAGCUCCACUAUUCAAACACUCAUACAGGACGGCAGGUUCAAGUCUUCAGCUUUGUCCCUUAGCAGGAUCCACAAAUCACAUCCUGUCCCUCCCACGCUUCGUCUAAUCCAGUGGGUGGAGCACAUUCUGCACAGUGAAGGUGGAGCUCAUCUCAAGCCGGCCUCACUGACGCAGCCGUGGUACCAGAGAUACCUGUUGGACCUGGUGCUUCUUUUUUCGCUGGUGCUACUUGGACCUUUAGCUCUCUGCUGGACUAACUGUAGGAACAAGAACAGCAGGGAUAAACACCAAAAAAUACAAUAGUAACACUAAGCGUUGCCUCAGGGGAACU